Molecule: messenger RNA, 1380 nt
Organism: Fraxinus pennsylvanica
Lineage: Eukaryota; Viridiplantae; Streptophyta; Magnoliopsida; Lamiales; Oleaceae
Source: the annotation of a GenBank genome assembly
AUGUCCUUGAGGAGCAACAGCAGCAGCAAUUAUAGUAAAGACGACGAUCGGAACAAGGACACGCCUUCUUCACCUUCUACGCUGGAUUCAAGAUUCAAUCAAACUCUCAAAAAUGUUCAAGGGUUGCUCAAAGGUCGAAGUUUUCCUGGUAAGGUAUUGAUAACACAAAGGUCAGAUCUUCAGGAUCAAUCAGCUCUGCAAUCACCAAAUAACGACAGAAGGUUCUCAAACGAUGAUACUGAACACAGGGACAAGUUUGAUAGAUCUGUUGAGGAUGAAAUCCAAAACAGAAGCAAGGCAAAUGCUAGUCCAUCUGCUAACAAGAUGAAAGCAUCAACGUCAAGUACUGAAAAUCCAUCCAAAGAGGUUCAGAAAACUGCAAUAGGAGCUAGAUCUACAGAUUCUGCACGGCUAAUAAAAUUCCAGAAAGAAUUAUCUGGAACUACCAUCAUCUUAGAAAAACUGCGUGAAUUAGCUUGGAGUGGGGUCCCACCGUAUUUGCGUCCUACUGUAUGGAGGCUUCUUUUGGGAUAUGCACCCUCUAAUUCAGAUAGAAGGGAGGGAGUUCUGAAAAGAAAGCGCCAGGAGUAUCUAGAUUGUGUUGCACAGUAUUAUGAUAUUCCUGACAUAGAGCGGACAGAUGAAGAGAUCAGCAUGCUCCGUCAGAUUACUGUCGAUUGUCCUAGAACUGUUCCCGAUGUCUCUUUCUUUCAACAAGCAGAAGUUCAAAAAUCGUUGGAACGAAUACUGUAUACAUGGGCAAUUCGGCAUCCUGCUAGUGGUUAUGUCCAAGGAAUAAAUGAUCUUGCUACACCUUUCUUAGUUGUUUUCUUAUCAGAAUACUUAAGUGGUAGUAUUGAUACUUGGUCUAUGGCUGAUCUUUCUCCUGAGAAAAUAUCUAAGGUAGAAGCUGACUGUUAUGGGUGUCUAUCAAAGCUGCUUGAUGGUAUGCAAGACCACUACACAUUUGCUCAGCCAGGAAUUCAGAGGCUUGUGUUUAAGCUAAAGGAGUUGGUCAGAAGGAUUGAUGAACCUGUUUUAACCCACAUGGAGGAACAAGGGCUUGAAUUUCUUCAAUUUGCUUUCCGCUGGUUCAAUUGCCUUCUUAUACGUGAGAUUCCUUUUCAUCUUAUAACCCGCUUGUGGGACACAUAUCUUGCGGAAGGAGAUGCGUUGCCGGAUUUCCUCGUGUACAUAUUUGCAAGCUUUCUUCUAACGUGGUCAGAGAAGCUCCAGGAGCUUGAAUUUCAGGAUAUGGUCAUGUUUCUUCAGCACCUUCCAACUCAGAACUGGAACGACAUGGAUCUUGAAAUGGUGCUGUCCCGAGCUUACAUGUGGCACACGAUGUUCAAUAAGUCUCCUAGCCACUUAGCUGGCUGA